AAUCUUUCCACGCAACUUUCUGUUCAUUAGCAUUUUUUUUUUUAAAAAAAAAGAAAAUACAAAUAAAUUAAUAAAUAUAUGAGCAGUCAACAAGGAUUCGGUUUCAAUCAAAGUUUUCCUUUUGGAAAGAGUGGUUUCCAGAACCCUGUUACAACGACAUCCACAAAUCAGGCAUUCGGAACUUGGCAAAGUCCCGGUUUCGGUCAACAAGCUCAAACAUCUUUUGGAAAUUUUGGUCAACCUGGACCUUCAACUGCAUUUGGCGGAUUCGGUCAACCACAACCACAAACUAGUUUUGGAUUUGGGCCAUCAUCUGGAAGUGGAUUUGGAUUUCCGGGACCUUCAAGUGGGUUUAACACGCAGCAAAAUGCUGCUCCAUUCGGUAUUCCAGGUCCUUCCAGCGCAACUAGUCAAGGUACUGUGUCAUCAGUGCCAAACAUAGAUCCACGAUUGACGGGUACUCGAGAACCAAAAUUUGAACCAUUCAAAGAUAACGAACCAACAGGACUUCAAAUAUACCAGAGCAUGACAGCUAUGAAAGAAUAUCGUAAAUGGUCUUCUGAGGUUAAAAUCUCUAUAUUUUUUUUAAUUAAUUUUCGUAACGGAAUAUUGAUUCAUAUUUUAUGUUUUAGGAAUUGCGAUUAUAUGAUUACGAACUUAAUCGUCGUCCUGGAGUUCAACAACCACAAAUAACUCAACCUGCACAAACCGUGCCACCUACUAUAAAUACGAAAACAACAAUACCGUUUCAAUUUCCACAGCAACAACAGCAACAGCAACAACAACAGCAACAACAACAACAACAGCAACAACAACAACAAC
Rhizophagus irregularis DAOM 181602=DAOM 197198 is the source of this 822-nucleotide messenger RNA. The record is from RefSeq and is a predicted model, not a curated record. Lineage: Eukaryota; Fungi; Glomeromycota; Glomeromycetes; Glomerales; Glomeraceae.